AUGGAGGUUCUACCCUGCCUUAUGGAUGAGAACUCUGCCUUAGGGAGGGAAGAAGAGGAAUUAAUGGAGGCAUGGAACCACCUGAGGAACCACCUGCUGUCAAUUUUGCAUUUUCUGUGUUGCUUCCUGAUGGAACACCGGAUGUGCACAGCUUGUGGUGGGCAAAAACUUAGGGACAUUAUGUUGGAUUCUAAUAUUGAAUUGUAUGGACCAUAUUCCAAACCUCUGCUGAAUUGUGGGAGAGGAGGAACUUGUGGGACAUGCAUUGUAGAGGUCGUUGAAGGGAAGGAGCUACUAAACCCUCGAACAGACAAAGAGAAGGAAAAACUUAAAAGGAAUCCAAAAAAUUGGAGGCUUGCUUGUCAGACUACGGUUGGAAAACCAGAUUCGAGAGGCUUGGUUGUAAUCCAACAACUGCCUGAAUGGAAAGGGCAUGAAUGGAAUUAUAAUAAAGAACCUCCUUCAGAAUCAGAACCCUGAGAUUCAUUCAUUCAUUCAUUUAAUUAAUGUACUUUCUUUUGUUUUACUAACUAUAUACU
Molecule: messenger RNA, 539 nt
Organism: Camellia sinensis
Lineage: Eukaryota; Viridiplantae; Streptophyta; Magnoliopsida; Ericales; Theaceae
Source: RefSeq, a predicted model, not a curated record